Molecule: messenger RNA, 3630 nt
Organism: Talaromyces amestolkiae
Lineage: Eukaryota; Fungi; Ascomycota; Eurotiomycetes; Eurotiales; Trichocomaceae
Exons: 14
Coding region: 1-3630 (1209 amino acids)
Molecular function (GO): phosphatidylcholine lysophospholipase A1 activity
Source: RefSeq, a predicted model, not a curated record
AUGCCUCUUGGAGCGUCAAUAACGCAAGGAUACAAGUCAAGUGACAAUAAUGGGUACCGUAAAGUGCUUCGUGAGCAAUUACGCCAUGCCGGAUGGCCCGUGAAUAUGGUUGGUAGUCUCUCAGAUGGUACGAUGCAUGAUAACAACCACGAAGGACAUGUCGGAUUUAGGAUUGAUCAAGUAGCUGCUGCAGUGGAGAACAGUAUCUACGAAAAGCCAAACUUAAUUUUAAUCAAUGUCGGCACGAAUGAUGCACUCCAGCAGUAUCAAGUCGAUACUGCUGGUGAACGGCUGGACUCUCUUCUCACGACCCUCUAUGAAGCAGUUCCGAACACUACCAUCAUUCUUUCCACAUUGCUUCCAAAUACGGAUCAGCCUGAUCUAGUUUUCAAUAUAAGCCUUCAGUACAUCCAGGUUUAUAUGAGCCGCCAGGCAGCAGGCGCCCGAAUUGUUCUAGCUGAUAUGUUCACAUUUAUAUCUGCGGAUGAGCUUCAAGAUGGCACUCAUCCUACUGAUGAGGGCUACGAUAAAAUGGCUUCAGUAUGGUGGGCGGCAAUUCAGAGUGCACAAAGCGAUGGCUUCCUAUCACCACCACUAGACAUCGGGGUUAGUGAUCAGGCUAAUAAUACAUGUGAGAAGGUUUAUGCUAGUGGCGAAGACCAUUAUGCACAGACCCAGAGAGGAAGUGGAACAGAUGACGGGUCCUAUGUGCAUACAUCCCAAGACAUGGGCCGAUUGCUCAAGAUUGCCUCAAUUGCCGGGGAUAUUGAGGAUGGAAUAAACAUGGCUCAGCUGGUCAAUCUCUAUGGCGGCCCUCGUGAGGGAGCAUUGGAUGAACUUGUUUGGACGAGAGAUGGUGAUGGUACCUAUAUGUUCUUGAAUGAGAAUAACGGGAUAUAUGACUCUUCAGUAAUGAUUGAUGUUAGAAUACCGUGUCUGGCUAAAGGAGUUCAUUGGGGCGAUGUAAACAACGAUGGCUUGGAUGAUUUCAUAUGCAUUGGGGCCGAUGGUGCAAUGUAUGUCGCCAUAAAUCGUGGGAGUGUGAACAAUGUCCCUACAUUUCAGGACAUCGGCCAGGUGAUGGCCGCUCCGGGAGGUGACAUGAGCCAGAUAAACGUCAAGUUAGGCGAUAUUGAUGGUGAUGGCCGGAUUGACUAUUGUCUUAUCGCGGAUAACGGUGAUAUCCACUGUUGGCGGAAUGGUGGCCAAAGUGACGCUCCUACCUCCACCUAUGGUGGCUACUGGCAGGACCUGGGUGUUGUUUUUACUGGCAAAGGAAUGGGAGAUAUUACUGGUGUUCGCUUUGUUGACAUCAAUGGCGAUUUCCGUAGUGAUUGGUUAUGGAUGGAUGACACUGGCCGCGUGACAACAUACAUAAAUAACCGGGGUACUGGAAAGGGUAGUCUGGUACCAGAUUGGUCCUAUGCCGGUGUGACUCAUGCUGGGAUGGGGGUAGCUGGUGCAAAGAACCGUGUCAAAUUUGGGAAUGUUUACGCUGGGAAUGGUGCCGAUUACAUUUAUGUUGAGUCUGUGGAACUUGCCCCAAGUACCAAUGGACCUCCCAUCUAUGACCACUACGCCCACGUCUGGAAGAACACCGGAAGUGGUGGAACAACAUUGAAAGGAGACGGUGAUUACUAUUGCGAUAUGCGAGGAACCGGAGCAGAUGACUAUGUCUGGGUUUCCCCUGACGGUGUUGGUUACCUAUACGGAAAUUCACACAAUCCACCGUACUGGGACCCUGUCGGACUGGAAAUUUUCGAUGCUGGCGUGGUACGAAAAGGCCUCCAUCUGGCAGACUUCGUCGGAGAUGGCAAGUGUGACCUCUGGCUUGUCGAUAGAGAUUCUGGAGCGGCGGAAGUGUGGAUCAACAUGUGGGAUUCAACCGUGAUGAAUUGGGAUAAACGUGGUGUAGUCACUGGGGGAAUAAGCUGCACCCAAGGUUGGGGUGUAGUGGUGACCAUCGUGCUGAUUAUCUAUGUAUGGAGUACGUAUGCAUACAUAUCAUUAUCAGCGUCGUACAAAGCUGACAUCUCCCUCACCGUUCAAUACAGACUGGAUGGACGCACGACUGGAGCGCUAAAUCUGGGCGAAAACCAAUUUCAAGAUAUUGGACAGAUUAAACAUACUGAAAAGUAUGAUCGAGCAAACCAUCGAUGGGCCGAUGUGAAUGGAGAUGGCUUGGUUGAUUUCCUUUGGGUCGAUAAAUUCACUGGAGACACAUGGGUAUGGGAAAAUGAAGGCCAGAUGCCGGAUGGUACUCUGAUAGAUGGAUCAUCCUUCAAAUGGAACCCACUAGAAGGCGCCCGCUAUCAAGGUGCAGAUCGGGGUGCCAAUAUGCAUUUUCCAAAUCUAGGUGGAUUGGGGCGCGCUGACUAUCAUCAAGUAAUUCCAAGGACGAAUGUCGCAUAUACGUGGUUUAAUGUCUGCCCGGGAGCCGGGGACAACGCCUCAGAUGACCAGGACCCUUCGAUUGACCCCAACCUUCCGGCAUAUUCACGAAGUCAAAUUAUAUGGCCGGCUCCACAUAAUUAUAUAUCUUACGGCGAUUCCUAUGCUGCUGGGAUUGGGGCGCAUUGUGGCUGGAUUACGGAUGAGUUCGACGAGAGUACACAAGGGGAUGAUUGUCGUCGUUGUGAAGGAUCAUAUCCAUUUCAGCUUCAAAGUGCUGGUCCUCAAAUGCAGGGUGCCACUCUUCAUUUCCCAGCAUGCUCAGGUGCAAUUAUCAACGACAUGGAAAACAGCAAUGGAAAUGGGAGAAGGAGCCAAAUGGGUUGGGUUCGAGAACUCAAUUACUAUGAGACAAGUGGAUGGACAACACUAUCCAUCGGAGGUAACGAUCUCCACUUCGCUGACGUAGCAUAUUACUGUCUCUUCAUGUGGAAUGAAGGAAGUUGUGACAGCGCAUUAGCUUAUGCGGCCAACAAACUCAACGAUGCCAAUUUUCGCUUGGCUUUGGCAGAGGUGUAUAACAAUAUCAUUCUUGAUGCUUAUUCUCAGAGAGCGCCCGCUCGUCAGACGGGUUUUUUGUUAAUUGUUACCGGUUAUAUACAAUUCUUUUACGACAAGGACAAAGCUUGUGAUGGGAGCUGGUUUUGGCCCAAGGGGGGCUAUUUAACGCAAGAUCGCCGGCAGCAGAUGAACUCGUUGGUGGUUAAAUUCAACGAAAUCAUGCAGGACGCCGUUACCGAAGCUCAGCAUGAAUGGGGAAAUCCAUACUGGAACGUUGUAUUUUUUGACACAGAUUCGUUGUUUGAGAAUCACCGCUUCUGCGAGCCUGGUGUCGAUUUUCGAAAUAGCUGGUUCCUCCUCGCAUGGGGUCUCGACUCUCUUGCCGAUGGAACAGAAUUCUCAACACCACCAGACGGCGAUGACGUCGACCUACUGACCUACUGGCAAACAUGCAGUCUGGAUGUUGAUGAUAUCUGGGCAGGUUUUCUCUGCGAUUUAUCAACAACCAUGCACAAUGGGAGUCUCCCCGUCGACCCAUCGCCAUCGCCACUAUAUGACCCGAAUACCACAACAAUAGCACCUAGGGAUGCAGCCAAAGCAAUGCAUCCAAAAUCGAUUGGUUAUGCAGCCAUUUCCAACGCCAUAUAUCAGUAUAUUAGCAGCUUGCCGCAACCGUGA